Messenger RNA from Capra hircus (goat), 7977 nucleotides. RefSeq names its product arrestin beta 1 (gene ARRB1). Gene Ontology annotation, biological process: signal transduction; visual perception; G protein-coupled receptor internalization. The coding region runs from base 666 to 1898 and encodes 410 amino acids. The record is from RefSeq and is a predicted model, not a curated record. Gene Ontology annotation, molecular function: G protein-coupled receptor binding. NCBI's taxonomy places the organism in Eukaryota, Metazoa, Chordata, Mammalia, Artiodactyla, Bovidae. The transcript is spliced from 15 exons.
CGUCGGGCGAACGCCACCGCAGGCCCCCUGUUUCCCACCGACCCCCCACCCGACCCGGGGAGCCGCCUGGAGCUCCGCCCUGGGGUUGCAGGCGCACCUUCGGCGUCCACGCCCCCGUACACGCAAAGGCUGCCCCCCAGCCGCCCCGCGGCGUGCGCAGGGGAGCGCGCCUGCACACACGCACGCUGCACAAAGACGAGCACCCCUCUCCAGCCAGGCGAACGCACCCCAUUCGGCAGCGCACACAGCGGUGCACACGCACCCGCACCCUCGCGUUCAUACACGCGCACGUAUACCCAUCCAGCGUGCGCCCUCACGUACACACACACACGCGGGGCAGCACCCGUGUGGACCUUGAACGCCGACCUCCGGGCCCUGACGCGCCUGAGCCCUGCCCAGCGGCUGGCUGGGCGGCGCGCACACACGCGCACACCGGCCCCGCGGGCCCUCCCCGCUCGGGUGCUGGGCUCCCCGGCUCCCCGGCUCCCCGCCCCGGCCGCGGCGGGCGCUGUGCGGCGCGGCGGGACCGGGCGGGGGCGGCGGCCCGGAGCGCGGAGGAGGCGGAGCAGGAGCCGGGAACCGGCUGGCCCGCGCCCCUCCUGUCGGCCGGGGAUUUUCCAGCCUGGGCGCUGACGCCGCGGACCUCCCUGCGGCCGCCUCGGACCAUGGGCGACAAAGGGACGCGGGUGUUCAAGAAGGCAAGCCCCAAUGGAAAGCUCACCGUCUAUUUGGGAAAGCGGGACUUUGUGGACCACAUUGACCUUGUGGAGCCCGUGGAUGGAGUGGUUCUUGUGGAUCCGGAGUAUCUCAAGGAGAGGAGAGUCUAUGUGACGCUGACCUGCGCCUUCCGCUAUGGCCGGGAGGACCUGGAUGUCCUGGGCCUGACCUUUCGCAAGGACCUGUUUGUGGCCAACGUGCAGUCUUUCCCGCCGGCCCCCGAGGACAAGAAGCCCCUGACCCGGCUGCAGGAGCGCCUCAUCAAGAAGCUGGGCGAGCAUGCCUACCCUUUCACCUUUGAGAUCCCUCCGAACCUCCCAUGCUCUGUGACGUUGCAGCCGGGACCUGAAGAUACAGGGAAGGCCUGCGGUGUGGACUACGAAGUGAAAGCCUUCUGUGCGGAGAACCUGGAGGAGAAGAUCCACAAGCGGAAUUCUGUGCGCCUGGUCAUCCGGAAGGUUCAGUAUGCCCCAGAGAGGCCUGGCCCCCAGCCCACGGCGGAGACCACCAGGCAGUUCCUCAUGUCGGACAAGCCCUUGCAUCUGGAGGCCUCCCUGGACAAGGAGAUCUACUACCACGGAGAACCCAUCAGCGUCAACGUCCAUGUCACCAACAACACCAACAAGACAGUGAAGAAGAUCAAGAUCUCGGUGCGCCAGUAUGCAGACAUCUGUCUGUUCAACACAGCCCAGUACAAGUGCCCUGUGGCCAUGGAAGAGGCUGAUGACACAGUGGCGCCCAGCUCUACGUUCUGCAAAGUCUACACGCUGACCCCCUUCCUGGCCAACAAUCGAGAGAAGCGGGGCCUCGCCCUGGACGGGAAGCUCAAACACGAGGACACAAACCUGGCCUCCAGCACCCUGUUGAGGGAAGGAGCCAACCGGGAGAUCCUGGGCAUCAUUGUUUCCUACAAAGUGAAGGUGAAGCUGGUGGUGUCUCGUGGUGGCGAUGUGGCCGUGGAACUGCCUUUCACCCUAAUGCACCCCAAGCCCAAAGAGGAACCCCCACAUCGGGAAGUUCCAGAGCACGAGACGCCAGUAGAUACCAAUCUCAUAGAACUUGACACCAACGAUGACGACAUUGUGUUUGAGGACUUUGCCCGCCAGAGACUAAAAGGCAUGAAGGAUGACAAGGAGGAAGAGGAGGAUGGUACCGACUCUCCGCGGCUCAACGACAGAUAGACUGGGGCCGCCCUCCCUCCGGGCAGCUCCAGGUCCACUCUCAUGCGCUAGGAUGCUUGUUCGUCUUCUUCCUGUCCUGGCCCCCCCCACCCUUUGUUCUUCCAGUUUCUACCAGGGGGCCCAGCGGUCUUCCAGGUCACGAUGGGAACCCCUGGCCUCAGGACUGGCCCCCAUCACCAUGCCAACUGGGCCACAGGCAACACCCUCACCCUCUCACUGCAUCACUUCUCCAUCCCUCCUCUUUUCCUGUUGACCCCCAGACAGGCCAGCACGGCUCUGGCCUUAGAAUUUGACUUGGGAUGGGGAGCAGAAAGGGGAAGAUGGGGCACAAGGGCUUGGCGGGGUGGGGAUGGAGGCUCAAGACACGUGAGAGGAUGUGGCCACUGUCCCGGGUGAUGAAUACAGUUCUGGCAGCUAAAACGUGACCGCUUUGAAGGCCACCCUCCUCUGGCUGGGAGGGGACAGGCCCAUGGAUAGAUUUUCCACACAGUUUUGCUCAAAGUUCGGACCCACCAAACACCUGUCUUCUUCCUCCCUCGUCCCUGCUCCCGUCCCUCUGUGACUGACAGUGACCUUGGUGAAGGUUUGUAGACCCCAGGAAUGGAGCAAAGCAGUUGGGCUGACUUUCUUACCAGCAGUUACCUAGUCUAAGGCAAGUCGUGUGAAGUAGCCCAAGUCUAUGUCAGUAUCAUCAGGAUGUAAUAUCCUAGCUGCCUGUAUCUUGCCUGUGUGUCAUCCGCAGAUAUGCACAGAGUGCGACAGAGAGAAGGGAGGGGCCUUCGGAAAGCACCAAGGUCUUGAGGAGGUGUCCUGAAGGGUGACUCUGAGAUGGGGGUGGGGUGAGAAGAUGAGAGUCUGCCCAGCUCCCUUCCUUAAGAGGCAUCAGCGAUCUGGUGGGAAGCAAGGCUGAAGGGCCAGAACGAUUGAGGCCACCAAUGUCUUCCUGCCCUUGCAGGUCUCCAGGGCUGGACUGGAAGAGAGCCCCUGAGACCACCGUGCCCACAGUCAAAGGGGGUCCCUCCAUAGAAGGAAGCAAGGUCCACUGAGUUGUCCUUACCUAAAAGGAAGGGGGACUCUUUUGUUUCCUUGGGGAGCUGAUGACCACCCCCCGCCAAUACACACACACUCACACACACACACAGUGGUUCCCACUGUCAUGGGUGUGCAGUACCCACGGGCUGAUGUUGGUGUGAUUAGGACAUGGGGCAUACUUCCAGGGCAACGGGGCAGGCAGACGAUGAGGCAGAAAGUGUUAAAAGUUGUUUUUCUCAGACCUUUGAUGCUCACUGCUGUGUGACUUUGGGCAAAUUCCCUUCCAUCUCUGGGCCCCAGUACUUCACCUAGAAAACCAAGGGGUUCGAGCAGAUGAUCACAAGGGGCCCUCCCAGCUCUGCCGCCAAGAAUUUGUGAACAUUAGAGUUUCUGGUCUGGUGGGUGGAGCCAGAACCACUGAUUCUGGUCUGUCUGCCACCAGUGAGGAUUCACUGAACCCGAGGGGUGGCGGGGCAAUAGAGGGCACCUAGCACCACCACCCUACACCCACUCCAGGCUGAAGAAGGGCCCUUCUAAGGUCCCUAGACCGGGCCAGGGUGAGGGGUUGCCUGAUGUCAAGCUGUGGCUGUAGUUAGCAUGAGCCGCUUGGCCCUAGGGACCAAGUAUUACAGAAGGUAUUGUAUUUGCUGAGGCGUGGCAGGGGGAGGGGAGGAGAACUUGCGAUAGACACGGUACUACUUCACACCCUCUUUGGAUGUCCUGAAGUUUGCCUCAUACCCAAGCAGAUGUAUUGAUUAGCAGGGCAAGGGGAUCUCUUCCUCCUUUCUGUCUGUGUCCCAUACUUGUGAAAAGGGAGAUGGCCAAGUUUUAUUAUAUAAGCUGGAUCUCAGCUCUUCAGUUCAGCCCCUCCUGGGAUGGACUUUGCAACCCUUUUCCGUGGUGAAAUUACCCAGUUCAUAUGCCUGGCACUGCACCCCCGCCCUUCCCUGCUGAAUCUCACUCCAGGGACCCCCACUCCAGGUCAGAAACAAGCCAGCUUGGGACAGUCGCACUCCCCCAGUCAAUCCUAGGGUCCCAGCUGCAUCCAGUCCCUCCCAGAGCUUGCUGGACAGUUUGUACCUCAUUGGGCAGCUGGAGAGUUCAUGAACUGUUGGAACAAGGUGUGGCAAGCAUACGCUCUUCAGGGUUGCCUUCUGGAACCUUUGGGGCUGGUACAAGACCCUUUAGGAUGUGUGGUGAUCACUUACCUACAAAUAGACCUUUCUCCAUGUCCCUAACGCAGUCACACAAAAGCUUUGUCAGGCUGGUUUCUUAAUCUCCUUCCACCUCAAAAUCACACUGACCAUUUUGGGUUUAUCACAGUGCUGAACUGAAAUUUUCCAGCUGCAAAAAGCAUCAUGGGCCUACUUAACCUUUUAUUUCCUCUUUGGGCCCAGGACUACAGAAGAGCAGUGGUCAAGUUCACUUGGCUUAACCAUGCUUGGUUGACAACUUCUCCACUUGGUGCUAAGCACUGGAGACGCAGUUGGGUCAGUCCCAGCCCCUGUCCUCAGAAAGUGGUCAAGGGGAAGUUACAGGGGAAGUAAUGAGGGGCCAUUGCCUUCAGGGCUCCAUGGUUGCUGCUAGCCCGUACGGUGCCUUGAUGUGAGUUAGAAACAGUGCCUCUUCCAGGUGGAUUCAACCCCCUUAGGAAUGCGCAGCUUCCCAAGUGGUCGCAGGCUGGAGUUCAGCCCCACACGUCCCUGAGCUGAGUGCCCACCUGCAUACCCAUGCAUAGCACAGUGAACACUCAGGCUUCUUCCUGAGAAAGGCCCAGAUUAUCUUUCCAAGCCUCUGGUUGGCUCCAUACCCCACCCAAUGCUGCAGCCCCUUCUCUGCAGGGCCCCUCUCCAUCUGGAGUCAGCCUGUCCCGGUGAACCCCUGGAGUGAAACGGGGUGGGGAGCCCCACUCAGCUCCAGGCACCAGCCCACAGUCCUGGCGCGCUCUGUCCACACAUUUGUGACCUGUGCUGACCACAUCUCUCCACACUGAGAUUUUGCAGUGGGUGGCAUGUAGAUAGCAGUCUGGGCAGGAAGAAAGAGCAUGACCUGAGUGAAAGUCUACAGGCAGAGAGUCAGCUGGACUUCCUCACCUUCCCAACCAAGAGAGGAGUGCAGUCCUUGUGAAGAUAAGGACUGAGUUCUUUGGCUGGACUACACCGGCCUCCUCAGUCUCAGAGCCCAGACCAGCAAGGUGAGCUCACUUGGGUCUUGGUUCGCUGGGGGAUUACUGACAAGCUGGUACCAUAUGGUGCAGUGAAGAGUACCCUGGCCCAGAAGUCCACGAUGCCUCUUCCCACUGGCUGUCGCUACGCAGCCGAGGAGCCUUGAAUGUCUCAUUCAACCCCCUCGGCUUGGUUUCUGUAACUGUAAAAUGGGACUGUCAUUUCUUUCCCACCCAACUCAAGGGACUUGUGAGGCCCAAAGGAGAUGAAAAUCAGCUCUGUAAUCUGCAAAUGGCUGCUCAGGCCGUGGGUCACACAAGAAGUGUGGUGCCAGUUGAGCCCUCCCACCUACCCCCUCCAUCUCUUGCUCCCGUCUCACUUAGGCAGAGGUCAACCAGAAUGAGAGGAGGCCAGUUUGGCUUUGAUGACCCAGCUGAGAAAGAAAUUCAGACACUGUUCAGGAAUGCCUGCCCCCCAGGCUGUGAUCCCAGCAACCAAAACAGAGAGACAUGGGUAGUGUCAGUGAUUGGGGAGCUGGGUACAUCUUGGUUUCAGAGGCCAGGAAGGCUUGGAUCAGAUCCCAGGUUAGGAAGAGCCUCCGGCCCCCAGACCUAGCGGGGCUGAACCCCCCACUACCCUGCUGAAGAACCCCAAGGGUGAGGUGGAAUAGAAAUUGCCUGCCCCUUCAAAGUGUCAGGCUCCCUCCAGGAUCAACCAGAGCUGCCAAUUGUCACUUCUUGGUGACACAUGGGAGGGAUUUGGGCUCAAGGAAAGCCCAGGCCUCUUAACUCUGAGAUCUGAGUCCCAGCUGACUCAUCCCUGGUGGUUUCAGCAGCCCACAGAGGCAGCUUCCCUCCUGCCAGCGACUGGGGACUGAGCAUCCUCCACCCAUCCUGGAGGAAGGCAUUAGGCCCCAGUCUUGAACUCUCCUAGGGUCCUUUGGACAUAGGCCUAUAAUCGUUCUGAUGUUUUUAAAGUCAACAUGGACCAAAACAGACUCUCCCCACCCUCACGCGGAAGCCUGCCUUGGGCCUGGCAGUUUGUUAUCCUGGCCCAGGCAGCUCCACCACUUGUCCUCCUUCCAGGACUGAAGGGGCCUAACUGUGGAGCAGGAUCCCCACCUCUACCACUCCCCUGCAGGCCCACUGCACAGUGGCUCCAGGGAGAGGCCCAUUGAAGGGGGAGCAUCCUCUCCCUCCACCACCCAUCACUCUCUUCCAACUCUUCACCCCAAAAGGGAAGUCAAAGCACAGGUCCCCGGGACCCAUGAUCCAUAGACUCUGAAGCACUUGUUUUCUAACCAAGUGCUGUGGAACCCCUGUAUUCCACAGAGCUCUGUCAGGGGCUGCUAAGGUGGGAAGAUGGGGUGGAGGCAAAGGCUAUGUCUCCAGCCCUCCCCACCCCCUCAUUCCUACUUCCACCAGAACAACUCUUCUUUCAUCUGUCUUGCCUAUCAAGGUUUCACCUUCAAACUUCUCUUGAAAAAAAAACUUCAAACCACCAUUCUGAGGUUUGAUCCUAGACCAGCAAGCACAGGUUCUAUUCUUGCUUUUCAAAGUAUCUUCGUAUUGGAACUUGCAUCACAGACCCAGGCCCAAGCAUUUGCUUAUUCACACACACAGACAUACACGUACACACAUGUAAAAAACAUGCAAACAUUUGAUGGUUUUGUAGCUCACCCCCACUGAAGCUCUGGCCUGGGUUUGACUUGGGCGGGGGCCUGGUGCUGUGAGGAUGGGUCUUGUCCCUGAUAUUUUCCCAGGCAGUGUGGGGGACCGUGAAUGAAGCAAAGAGGCCCAGUCCCACCCCAGGACUUGUGUCUGUGCCCCAGUGUGACACCUGACUUUCCUGACCUGGGCCCAUGAGAUGAGAGAGGAGCAGUGUGAUAGGAAGAGAAAAUAGAGUUGGGUUCCUCUUUGAUACACAGCCAGAUGGAGGAAAGUCCAGAUUUCAAAAAAGAAAUGCUGAGGGAUGACUUUAUGACCAAAGUCCCUCCUAUGAAGGCAGGAUUCCUCCAGAUGCCCUUUAAGCAGCAAAUCUCCCUGAAGCAAUUCUAAUAGGAUUUGUUCCCACAUUUGCAAUCAACUGAGUGUGUGGGCUACAGGCGGGUCCCUGAAGAGAGGCUGGUCCCCCCACCUGCCAUCCCCUGAAUUCUCUUCUUGCUGGCCUGCCCCUCUGCCCAGGUCCCUCACCAGGGCUGACUGAGAGGGGGGCACUUUAGGGAGACCUGGACCAGCCCUUGACACAGAAUCCUGCCUGGCCCCCCCCCCCCCAGGGAAUCCCAGGUGAAAAUGUGAGACUUAGGACACAGCAAGCCACGUGGCAUGGGAGGAAAAGUGCCAAGUGCUAUUCUGUGUUCAGUCCAAGUGUGCCCUUGAGGUCCUGACGUCAGUUCCCGCUUGUGUAAGGUGGAGAUAGUGUCAGGCUUUGCCCGCCUCAGAGGGAUUCCUGCAAGGGUCAUGGGAGAGGUGGGUACGGAGGGGGACUCACAAACUCAGGAUGCAUCAUGGCCUGCUCUGCAGAUCGAAGAGCACUUGGGAUCCGUGUAGGAUGACAUCUUCCUGGAGCAUUUCUGCUCAGUGUUGGGGUCCAGCCACAGUUACUGGGGGAGGGGGCUGCCUCUUCCUUCCCAGUGGGAACCGGUGCUCAGCUGGGGCGUGGGGAGUGACAACUGACUGAGACUGGUCUCCAGGUCUGUGGUCCUUCUGUUAAGUGAUUCUUUCAUGAUACCCUUAUUUCUGGGCCAUCUUCCAGGUUCAUCUGUUGUACCUGUGGCAUUCCUUAUUAUGUCAGAUAAGUUAUUACAGUUUAUGGACUCUUAACAGGACAAACGAACAAAAGAACCAUAAGUAGGAGACCAUUAAAGGUCUUUUGUGACAGAU